Messenger RNA from Pygocentrus nattereri (red-bellied piranha), 1736 nucleotides. RefSeq lists its product as uncharacterized. Bases 23 to 1522 code for a protein of 499 amino acids. Gene Ontology annotation, molecular function: metallodipeptidase activity. The record is from RefSeq and is a predicted model, not a curated record. Gene Ontology annotation, cellular component: cytosol. NCBI's taxonomy places the organism in Eukaryota, Metazoa, Chordata, Actinopteri, Characiformes, Serrasalmidae. Gene Ontology annotation, biological process: proteolysis. The transcript is spliced from 12 exons.
AUCAGACCUGACCAACUCCACCAUGAAACUACAGCUGCUGAUCAUGAUGAACACAUGUGCCAUGGUGUUGCUGCUGUGUGGAGCAGCUGUUCAUUCAUUCAGAUUUGAUGAGCUGAUAAAAUAUGUGGACGAUCAUCAGGAGGAGUAUGUGCAGACUCUGCGGGAGUGGGUUGCUGUGGAGAGCGACUCCAGUGAUGUAACAAAGAGGGCGGAGCUGUACCGUAUGAUGGACAUGGUUGGGGAGAAGCUGAGGAAGAUGGGGGGGAAGGUGGAACUGGUGGACAUUGGUGAAGAGCAGCUGCCAGACGGUAGCAGUCUAGCUUUACCUAAAGUGGUCACAGCUCAGUUCGGCAGUGAUGUGAAUAAGCCCACAGUGUGUGUGUAUGGACACGUGGACGUCCAGCCAGCACAAAAAGAGGAUGGGUGGGCCACCGAACCAUACAACCUCACAGAAAUCAAUGGUAAUCUUUAUGGGCGUGGUGCGUCUGAUAAUAAAGCUCCAGUGCUUGCGUGGAUCCACGCAGUCGAGGCCUUUAAAGCUCUGGACAUGGAUCUGCCUGUAAAUGUGAAAUAUCUUAUUGAGGGGAUGGAGGAGACGGGCUCUAACGGACUGGACGCCAUGAUUAAGUCUCAGAAGAGCACCUUCUUCUCUGAUGUGGAUUACAUCAUCAUCUCCGACUGCGGAUGGCUCAGUAAACGACCCGCCCUCACCUACGGCACCCGUGGCAACUGCUACUUUUUCGCUGAGGUGGAGGGUCCGAAGCAGGAUUUACACUCCGGAGUGUAUGGAGGCACAGUGAUUGAGCCCAUGACCGACCUGAUCGGGAUUUUAGACACGCUGAUCAGCCCCAGCGGGACCAUCCUGAUCCCCGGAAUCAGAGAUGCCGUGGCUCCCUUCUCUGACGAAGAGUGGAAGAUGUAUCAGGACAUUGAGUUUGAUGUGGAGAGCUACAGAGAGAAGAUCGGAGUGGAGCAGCUGAUGUACAACAACAAGGUGGAGCUGUUGGCCCAUCGCUGGCGUCACCCCACUGUCUCCAUCCACGGCAUCAAUGGAGCUUUCUCUGCCCCCGGAACAAAAACUGUCAUACCUGCUAAAGUCACGGGCAAAUUCUCCAUCCGCCAGGUGCCGGACAUGGACCCCGCCGUGGUGGAGAAACAGGUGACUGACCACCUGCACUCUGUGUUUGCCAAGCGGAAAAGCCCCAACAAGCUGAAGGUGAAGAUGAUUAUCGGAGCUAAACCAUGGCUUGCUGACAUCAAGCACUCACUGUACGAGGCAGGAAAAGCAGCAGUGAAAAGAGUGUUUAACGUGGACGCUGACAUGAUCCGAGAGGGGGGGACAAUCCCCAUCGCCAGAACGUUUCAGGACGUGACGGAGAAGAGCAUCAUAAUGCUGCCCAUUGGAGGCUUCGACGAUGGCCUUCACUCUCAGAACGAGAAGAUGAGCAGGUACAACUACAUUGAGGGAACCAAGAUGUUCAUUGCCUACCUGCAGGAGGUGGCUCAGAUUAAGAAGGACUGAUCAGAUGCUGGGAGAGUUUCUCCACCCCUCAGCUGAAGAGUCUCAGCUUUCAUACAGCACUUUGCUCCUCAGAAUUCAUACAUUACCGUGUUUACUGCUUUUAUCUGUUUCAUUAUUAUUAUGAUAACUUACUGUGUUUGUUUGUUUUCAAACCUCUCUCUCACUUCUUGCUCUACCAUGUCUUGGAAUCGAUUAAAGUUUGAUCAUAUUAAAC